Austrofundulus limnaeus is the source of this 1185-nucleotide messenger RNA. Its product is annotated as ubiquitin-conjugating enzyme E2 2. The record is from RefSeq and is a predicted model, not a curated record. Bases 311 to 754 code for a protein of 147 amino acids. NCBI's taxonomy places the organism in Eukaryota, Metazoa, Chordata, Actinopteri, Cyprinodontiformes, Rivulidae. The transcript has 7 exons.
GACCUCCUGCUCCCGGUCCUUUGACAGCUGCUGUGUGUAACGGAAGACAUUUUGAGCUGCUGCCGUCGGUCCGGUUCGGUAGUGGGACUAUCAGGCUGGGUUCGGGACUAGGUGCUGAAGAUUCGGUGAAAUCAGAACAGAUCUGUCGGGACACCCGGUGUCGUUUCAACUAGCGGAUGUGUAGUCAGUUACAAAGAUAGUAAAGUCCUGGAUGCUAGUUAGUUAGCGUCACCUAGCCGGCCUCCUCCUCCUCCUCCUCCUCCUCCUCUUCUUCCUCCUCCUCGGCAGUCUGUCCCUUCUGUCAGACACAAUGGCUUUAAAACGAAUUUCUAAGGAGCUAACCGACCUGUCCAGAGAUCCUCCGGCCCAGUGUUCUGCCGGGCCCGUGGGUGAAGACAUGUUUCACUGGCAGGCUACCAUCAUGGGUCCUCCCGACAGUCCGUACCAGGGCGGCGUGUUUUUCCUCACCAUUCAUUUCCCCACAGAUUACCCCUUCAAACCACCCAAGGUCGCCUUCACAACCAGAAUUUAUCACCCAAACAUCAACAGUAACGGCAGCAUCUGCCUGGAUAUCCUGAGAUCUCAGUGGUCUCCAGCAUUAACCAUCUCUAAAGUCCUUUUGUCCAUUUGUUCUCUGUUAUGUGACCCGAACCCAGACGACCCGUUAGUGCCAGAGAUCGCCCGCAUCUACAAAACAGACCCCGUCAGGUACAACAAGACGGCUCAGGACUGGACUCAGAAAUACGCCAUGUGAUAGGCCGCCUGCUGGAACCACCUGUUCGGAUUAAGCCCCGCCCCCUCUCAUCUCACCUGCAGUUUGUUCACAUUCGUCUUCACCUGCGAUGCUUUUAAACUCUGCCAGAAACCCGAGCGAGCGAGCGCGGCGCCGCGGACUCACCUGGCAGGUGAUCCUGGCAGGCGGGGGGCGGGCUCAUCGGUGCAUGUCAGUGAUUGGUUCAUGUUUUUAAAAAAAAGACAAACCAGUUUCUUCAGUUUGUAGCUUUUUGUUUUAGUUUUCAGACCAGAGCUGUUAGUUCAUCCGUCACCCGACCCGACCCGUUCUCCUGUUUUUGCACUGGAAACCCAAACUGAAGCCCCUCCCACUACUGAAGCCCCUCCCACUGCGGCUGAUCGAUCAACUACGAGCUCUGUCACCGUUUUCUCAAUAAAGUUCAACAAACCGCA